Messenger RNA from Oldenlandia corymbosa var. corymbosa, 2934 nucleotides. NCBI's taxonomy places the organism in Eukaryota, Viridiplantae, Streptophyta, Magnoliopsida, Gentianales, Rubiaceae. The record is from the annotation of a GenBank genome assembly.
GAUAUAUAUAGCUACACAUUCAUUUUAUUUUAAAACGAAAGACGUCUUGGCCUGCUCACGAACCUCUCCCUAUUACAUCCUGAGCCAAUCGCAGAGAUUUAAUUUAACCAGACCAAGAGGGGUUCUUCUUCCAAUUUCUACUUGUAUCCCAAAUAUACCGUUGUUUUAUCGGCACUAGAGAUAAUUUGCCACACACUUUGCUUUUCUAAUUUUGAUUUUUGUUUACUUUUAAUACAAUUUGAAGUAAAAAUAAAUAUAUCAUUUCGAGACGGCCAUUUAUUUAUUUCGCUUUUUCAAAUUUUACUGUGUUAACCCAACCAUUUUAAGUAAGAAUGAAUUAAGAAUACCGACAACAAUCUCUCAACAUCAGGGAGAUAUAUUGUCAAGUUUAAAACACGUAAUACGGCCAUAUUGGUGUUGGGGAGUAUUAAUUAAUUGAUGACUUUUUUGUUUGUUUUUUCAGUAAAAAGCAACGAUACAGUCGCCAAUUUUUAUUUGUGCUGGUCCUUCCUUUCGUCACGUGCUAUAACCGUUGAGUACGUGCAACAUUGACACUCAGUUUUGUUCUUUUUGUUUUUGGAUGAAGUGAAAUCACGUAGAGUCCAAUAAUUAGAUGAUGAAUAGAGAAGUACUAUUUGGAGUAUUAAUAAAAGUGAAGGCCCGCUGUGGAUGCUCUAAUAAUUAAUAAGGAAGAUAAGUUCAUUAAGUAGCUAUCUAUGAACUCCAUUAACUUGCUACUAAUUAUAGAGCGUCAACAUAUGGUUAAUUAUGGCCAGUUCAGAACAUCCUGUUCUUGUUUCAGAGAACAUCGAAGGAAGCAUGAAGCUGCCAGCUGAUGAUGAUUAUUUACUUGGGAACUUACCGGUUGAGAUUGUGCAACUCAUACUUUCAUCUCUCUCCAUGAAGGAAGCUGUGAAAACUUGCCUGCUUUCCACUACUUGGAGCUCCCUCUGGAAACCGCUCUCCGUCAACUUGGAAUCAUCCGACGACGACGACGUCGGCGACAAGAUGAAACGAGUCAUUUCUGAAUUCCUAGACCAUCAUCCUGCUGAUGCUGCAUCGAUGAAGCUGAAAAUUUAUGUUGUGGGCCAUACUAAUAAGAUGGUUGUGGUGGUGGCGGCUACCAAGGGCUUCAAUAGUGAUCAGCUUCAUCUUGACUUCUCCCGAGAAGACGGCGGCAGCGAUACAAGUUCCGGUGCGGCGGCGGCAUUCAUCAUUGAGUGUCUUCCCAGAAACCAAAAAUCCCCGGCGGAAAUAACGACGGAACCAGCUUAUGUUUGUAAUUUCCAUUCCCUCAAGACACUUCACCUGCGGUCCAUCAGCGCAGGCCUGGCUGAGGAUUUCGUUUCAUCUUUUUUACCUUGUUGUCCUUGUCUCCAAAGCUUGAAGCUUGAAAAGUGCGGCAAUUUACGACGAAUUCAGAUUGUGUUCGGUGGCGAAAGUAGCCGUCUCGAAGCUCUUGAGUUUUCUGAUUGUUCAAACGCUGAAAGUAUGGUUAUCUCUGCUCCUAAUCUCAAAACCUUGUACUAUUCCGGAGUUCUUCCGACAAGGGUUCAGUUAAAAGGCACUCCUCACUUGAUUGAUGUCAAAUUUGACGUCGGAUCUUAUAACGUUGCCCAAACCGGACAGAAAUAUGACUGCGAGGAGCUCGUGGAACUUCUCGCCAAUCUGAAGGAAGCCGAAUCCCUCUCCAUAAGCGGUUGGAUCAUUGAGUGGAGUGCAGGCGUAAUAUUUGGACGCCUUGAAUUCAAGUUGAUGAAGCUGAAGAAGUUAUGGUGUACCUAUCCUGCUGCCAUGGACGCUCAAAAGCGCGAUUCGCUUGCUUGCUUCCUAAACGUCGCGCCACACUUAGAGAUGUUGAUCAUCAACAUGGACAAAAAGAGCAAGAGUAUGCCAGCCCAGAUGUUUGACGAGUACUGGCAGCAGCAGACACACUUGUGGAUGGACUACAACACAGUGAAAUCAGAUGCUUCAAAUCUCGUGCACCUUAAAGUUAUCAAGCUCAUGGGUUUCUCAUUAGUCAACUCGAACAACUCCAAACACGAUGACGAUGAUGGUCGUGAUGAGUUGUUGAUGUUGAUGGAUCUUUUGUUGCACAAGGCCUUCAACCUUAAGUCCAUGAUUGUUGAUGAUUCCUGCCUCGUCUCCAAGGAUUAGAGUUUUGGUGCCAGUAUGGGGCCAGUUGCUCAUUGCUCAACGUUUGGGCUAUCACUUAUAUUACAAAACUCGAUUGUCCACAAUGAUGUCCUCAAUAAAUUAGUUGCCGUUGUUGGGUUUCUCAAUCUGGGCUGAACUCUUGAGAUAGUGAUGGACUUUUGCUGAAUUAAGUGAAGAUGUACACACCAAUAUGGCCUAAUCUUGUCAUUUAUACUUAGCGGAGAGGUUAAAAAGAUUUUGGGAAAGACGUGAACAAAUUCUAACAUGGAUGUAUACCGCAUACAACAGUGAUUAUUACAGUACCUAUUGUGAGAAUUUAAUUAAAAAGUGAUUGUUUUCGGAGCGAGUGAAAAUUAGUUCAAGUGCGGUAUAUACUGCUUAGGUUCAUGGUUCUUGUAAGUUGUAACCCAAAAAAAAUGGAAGAACAGAUUUUUGUCAUUUAUCCUUGUAAAAAAUGGGAUCCAAGGAACGUGGGUGUAGGCCAAAUUUCUGCAAAUCUGACAAGUAGCUUGAUAUGACAAUCUUCAUAUCAACUGGUUGACAAAUUAGGAGGGAAUUUUUCACCUCAGAGAGGAAUGGGGUAGUUUGAUUCAUAUGGUAAAUGAGAUACACUGGUCUGUCCAAUUCUUGCUUGAUGUUAAAACCUAUAUUGUCACAUGCCAUGCCAUAAGGCUUCAGAACUUUCAGAUGCAACAACUUCCUGAUUGUGCAUCAUCCUGCUGGCUACUGGACAUUCCUACCAAGUAAAUCUGAAACAGAGGUUUCUAAUAAAACAGC